Endocarpon pusillum Z07020 is the source of this 1359-nucleotide messenger RNA. RefSeq lists its product as uncharacterized. NCBI's taxonomy places the organism in Eukaryota, Fungi, Ascomycota, Eurotiomycetes, Verrucariales, Verrucariaceae. Gene Ontology annotation, cellular component: nucleoplasm; nucleolus. Bases 1 to 1359 code for a protein of 452 amino acids. The transcript has a single exon. The record is from RefSeq and is a predicted model, not a curated record.
AUGGCAGACCAGGCAACUGUCAAGAAGAAAGUUCCGCCAAAACCUCCGUCCAAACAGCAGAAGAAAAAGAAAGGUCCAUCCAAACCUCAACCAGCCUGGUUAUUUCCUCCCGACGCAGAGAAUCCUGUCCUCAACCCAAAAGAGAAGUCACACGCAGAGGUUGAAAAGGCGAUCAAAGAAAGGGAAAAGGCGGUCGACUACAUGCAGCGCAGAGUACAUGGCGUACCAGAUCGCUUGGCUCCAGAUCCGCUUCUAUUGAGCCUCAUUGGCAUCUUCCUUACGGACUUUGGCUUUAAUUCUACCAGUCGGCUCUUCACAAAUGAGAGACAAGCAAGACAAACAUUGAACGGCUGGGAAGACGCUCUUGGAAAGAAGAUCGACAAGAAGACGCCAAAGCUAGAGCAGAUAUUCAGGGACUGGCACCGGGAUUGGUUGAUCAAACAAGGCGAUGACACAAGCAGCAGUGAGAGCAGCAGCGAGAGCAGCAGCGAUGGGGAAAGUGAGGUUGUACCACAGAAGCAGCAAGAUGGACAAGCAACCAGUGACGAAGGCAGCAACUCCAGCUCAGCUGACUCUGAUGUUGAGAUGGACGAUGCGCCACAACCCAAGAAAGUCAAGAAGACUACCAAGGCAAAAAAGGCUGCUUCACCUUCGCCAUCCAUAUCCUCAUCGAGUUCCGAUAGCGAUGCAGAUGAUGAAAAGGAGAACGCAGAGCCCAAAGCAGAAACUCUACUUAAGAAAGCCAAGCAGGCAGUGGCAGCCGUUCCAACCGUGGCUGCGAUGGUGAAUAAACUCAAGCGAAAGGCCCAAACUAGCUCAUCGGAGUCUGCAUCAGACUCCUCUGACGAUGAGAAGCCAACCAAGGUCAAGAGGACCAAGACCGAGAACGCAAUCUCCACACCUGCAAAGCCAGCAACAGCCUCUAAAGCUACAAAGGCCAAGGGUGAGGCUGCUGUCUCCAUACCUGCCAAACCCAGCAAAGACUCUAAGGAUGCGAAGCCCAAGACUGCCCCUGUCAAGAAUGUACCAUCAUCCUCGGAAAGCGAAACAUCAGACGAAGAAUCCGACAAAGAAGAAACCAGCAAACUGCAAAAAGGCGCCACGCUCCCUGCCCUGCCAACGGCCGCCUCCGACUCCUCCGCAACCAUCAAUGGCGAUUCCAAAAAGCCAUCCACCAACGCCACUCCCUCAUUUUCUUCCUCCUCAUCCGCAACCUCCAGCAGCAGCAGCUCCUCCUCCUCCUCCUCCUCCUCCUCCUCCUCCUCAGAUCCACGACCUCCGCAAGAGAAGCCAAACCGAAGAAACACACCGGCGCGAAACUCACCCCUCUCGCAGAAGCGAGCAGAGCAGCACAGCUGA